AUGCACAAAGCUGAAAUAUUCCCAAUAGCUAGAAAUGCUUCAGUAAAUAUUGACGAUUCUAUGACGGCUGCGACGGGUCGAGCGUCUUCUUAUCAAUCGUCCAAUUAUCCUUUUAGUCAUCUAAUAAAACCGUUAAUGAAGAAUACGGCUCAACGCAUAACAACCGUUUCUAAAAACGGCGAGAUUGCAGACCGCUUUACACCUUCGGAAGCUGUAGUUUCCCAUCAACUUAAAACGAAUUCCCAAAAUCAUGCUUUCUCAUACUCAAAUCCUUCUCAGUCUACGAACAAUUUAUAUGCAUUUCCGCCUGAUAAUACGAACUACCCAAUAGCCCAUAAGAGGCCCGAUAAUUUAAAGAAUUCAUAUUCGCCGCCUCCUUCUGGCCCAUUGAACGAAGACAACGACAAUGUGGAGAUUCAUUCUCCUGUUGCAACAAACAAUGAUUACAAAUAUCCAGGACCUUUAAAUCCAGAUCAUUUGGCUGCGUUAGCGGAUAAUGAGCCAGUAAUAGAACAGUUAGACGAUGAUAACAGCAAUGAGAUGAACUUGCCUGAUUCAUCAGGUAUGUUAGGGGUUUUACCAGCUAGUGCUAUGGAAGAGAGUAGUGAUAACGGCAUGGACGCAAUGAUGACUGCUGUUAAUGCCUCUGAAAACGAACAAGAAUAUCCUACACCACCACCUGGCUGGUUGCAAGAACAUCCGGAGGCUGUUAGCAAUCCACCGCCCUCACGACCACAGCUUUCGAAUUAUCUAUCUCUACAAAGCCAUGAUCAUCACUUAACACCUUACAAUCAUCAUCACCAUCAUCAUCAUCAUCAGCCAUCGGUUUACUCUCAUCAUCAUCCUGAACUUAUUUAUGCUGAUGAUCAUUUCAAACAUGGUCCUUACAGCCCUCAUCUUCAUUACUAUCCUCAUUAUCAUACAACUACGACCACCCAAGCUCCGCCACCUGAGCCGCCGCCCGAGCCAAGAGUUAAAAAAUACAGUUAUUUCUAUAUUGGGCGCAAAUUAUGGUAUAUUCCGCUAUACUUCACUGUAUGGUUUACUUUUUAUGUCCUGUGGUUGAUAUUAAAAUCAAUUGCCAGACAUAAGGUCAAUUUGCCCAAUCACUAUGUAAAUCGGCGAAGUUUAGAGAAUUACGAUUUAAGAAAGACACAACAAAAUCGAAUCGAUCAACUAACAACGACAAUUUUCAGUAAUCUCGACCGUUUUCAAAAUAAAUAUUUGAGAUGA
Messenger RNA from Glossina fuscipes, 1233 nucleotides. Its product is annotated as bromodomain-containing protein 4B. The record is from RefSeq and is a predicted model, not a curated record. Bases 1 to 1233 code for a protein of 410 amino acids. The transcript is spliced from 3 exons. NCBI's taxonomy places the organism in Eukaryota, Metazoa, Arthropoda, Insecta, Diptera, Glossinidae.